Lodderomyces pseudojiufengensis is the source of this 369-nucleotide messenger RNA. RefSeq lists its product as uncharacterized. The record is from RefSeq and is a predicted model, not a curated record. NCBI's taxonomy places the organism in Eukaryota, Fungi, Ascomycota, Pichiomycetes, Serinales, Debaryomycetaceae. The transcript has a single exon. The coding region runs from base 1 to 369 and encodes 122 amino acids.
AUGUCAGCUUCUACAUCACUUUUUAGUCAAAAUCCAAGUCAUGAUUAUGUAACUGAAGUAGUUGAAUUAACAGAAACAACAGGUAAUCAAGGUGGUAGAGGUUAUGGAACAGUUAGUGGUCAAACUUUUGAAGUUGGUACUGGAGAUAUACCUUUAACUCAAAGUUUAGGUGCAGUUUAUCAAAUUGAUAUUUAUGAAAUUGCAGAGCAUACUACGGAUGGGAGAACAGUUCAUCAAUUACGAGGACCAGUUUAUAGUUCAACAUCUACUGUUCUUAGUGGAAUUAGUGGAAAUGAUCAAUCUAAAUUGGGUGUAAGUGGAUUCAUUGUCUUUUUAUUGGUUUUCAUUAAUACUUUGUUAGGAGUUUAA